Molecule: messenger RNA, 1593 nt
Organism: Thlaspi arvense
Lineage: Eukaryota; Viridiplantae; Streptophyta; Magnoliopsida; Brassicales; Brassicaceae
Source: the annotation of a GenBank genome assembly
AUGAGCACUGCUGCGACGACGACGAUCAUCGGUUUAUUGUUCCUAAUCGGCGUCGGUGCAGAAAGUCCUUACAGAUUCUUCGAAUGGCAUGUAACUUACGGCCAAAUAUCUCCCCUUGGCGUUGAACAACAGUUUCCUGGACCGGACAUUCACUCUGUAACCAAUGAUAAUCUCAUCAUUAACGUAUUCAACCAUCUCGACGAACCUUUUCUUAUCUCAUGGAGCGGGAUUAUAAAUGCGAAGAACUCGUUCCAGGACGGAGUGUACGGAACGACUUGCCCAAUCCCGCCGGGGAAGAACUACACUUACGCCGUCCAGGUUAAGGAUCAGAUCGGAAGCUUCUAUUACUUCCCGUCGCUCGGGUUUCACAAAGCCGCCGGCGGAUUCGGAGGUAUCCGUAUCUAUAGCCGUCCAUCGAUACCUGUUCCUUUUCCUCCUCCCGCCGAUGAUUACACCCUCCUCAUCGGCGACUGGUUCAAAACCAACCACAAGGAGUUGAGGGCAACACUCGAUAAUGGUGGAAAGCUUCCUUUACCAGAUGGAAUCCUCAUCAAUGGCCGUAGUAGCGGCGCCGUACUCAACAUUGAACCAGGGAAGACUUACAGGCUGAGAAUAUCAAAUGUUGGGUUACAGAACUCUCUCAACCUGAGAAUCCAAAACCAUUCGAUGAAGCUCGUCGAGGUCGAAGGGAGACACACUCUUCACACUGUCUUCUCUUCGCUCGAUGUUCACGUCGGUCAAUCUUACUCCGUCCUUGUUACAGCCGACCAGCCUGCCAAAGACUAUCACGUCGUCGUAUCUACUAGGUUCACCUCCAAGAUCCUCACCACCACAGGUGUUCUCCAUUACAGAGAUUCUACUGUAACUGUUUCUGGACCUAUCCCAGAUGGACCAACUACGUUGCGCUGGUCUUUUGCCCAGGCUCGAGCUAUGAGGACAAACCUUACAGCAAGCGGAGCAAGGCCAAACCCACAAGGUACAUACCACUAUGGUAUGGUAAACAUCACCAGAUGGAUCAGACUUGCAAACUCUGCUGGACUGAUCAAGGGCAAGCAGAGAUACGCCGUGAACGGUGCGUCGUUUUACCCAGCAGACACCCCUUUGAAACUAGCGGACUACUUCAAAAUCGACGGUGUAUACAAGCCUGGAAGCAUAUCUGACCAGCCCAUAAAGGGAGAGAUGUUCCCUGUCACAUCUGUAAUGCAGACUGAUUACAGAGCCUUUGUGGAGGUUGUUUUCGAGAAUAGGGAAGAUAUUGUCCAGAGCUGGCACCUUAACGGUGACUCUUUCUUCGUCGUUGGAAUGGAACUUGGGAAGUGGAGUCCCGCCAGUAGAAAAGCCUAUAAUCUAAACGACGCAAUCUCACGCUGCACUGUUCAGGUGUAUCCGAGGUCGUGGACUGCAAUAUACGUAUCCAUGGACAACGUAGGGAUGUGGAACCUGAGAUCGGAGUUGUGGGAAAGACAAUACUUGGGACAACAGUUGUACAUUCGUGUUUACACAAACUCAACUUCUCUCAAAGAUGAAUAUCUUAUCCCAAAGAACGCUCUUCUCUGCGGCAGGGCCAGCGGCCGCCACACUGCGCUGUUGUGA